Molecule: messenger RNA, 2094 nt
Organism: Geosmithia morbida
Lineage: Eukaryota; Fungi; Ascomycota; Sordariomycetes; Hypocreales; Bionectriaceae
Product: Glycosyltransferase family 90 protein
Exons: 1
Coding region: 1-2094 (697 amino acids)
Source: RefSeq, a predicted model, not a curated record
AUGGGGGCCGUUUUUGUGGUUACUGCCAUGUUUGGGGGAGCCAGCCGUCCCGAUUCCUUCUUGGAGGCUCCUUACGGCAUUUUCAUUUUGCUUGACAGCGUCUUCUUUGCUAUAUUCUUGUUCUCCGUGACCAUGUGGCUCUGCUUGACGUCACCACUGGUUCCGUCGACGGUCAUCACCAUCCUGGCCAGCUUGUGGAACUCCAUAUGGAACGCCUCAAACUACGGUGAUUGGGGCCAUUUUUCUAGCCUCCCCGUUGUUGCUCCUGUUUGGAUUGUCGCGGGCGGCAGUGUACUUUUCAGUUUCUUCCACGGAAUGAGAUAUAUUUUGUUUAUGAAGCGUGCCGUUUUCAUUUCCGUUCUUGUCGGGGUUGCUCUGGCCAUUUCAUUCAGAGUAUCGAGAACCGCACCGCUGUCAUACCCCAGACACCCUAUCAGCGACCUGAUUUACAAAGCUCAGAUUGCGCACGACCAUUGGGUCAAAGAAGCAACAGUCAGCAGCAAUAUUAGGGCAGGCGCUCACAUCUACCAGCAGCGCCAUGACGGAAGGCUGCCUCCUCCAAACUUCGAUGCAUGGUACGAGUACGCCCAGGGAGCCACCAUUAUCGACACGUUUGAACAAAUUGAUGAGGACCUCUCGCCAUUCUGGAGCUAUCCGCCCGAGGUUCUGCGAGAGAGGGCGGAAGCUAUGACUUCAAUUCCUGGGGUAUUCGCCAUCAUAAUCAGAAAUGGAAAGGUCACGUACAGCGAUGCUGGAAACAGAGAGGAGCAGCGGGGAUUACAAGAGCUCUCGGAAACAAUCAGCAAGUUCUCAAAGCACCUGCCAGACAUGACUAUUCCGAUCAACCUCGGCCCGUCGCCACGAGUCCUUCCUGUAUGGGAAGAGACAUACGGCCAAGGCCAAGGGCGCUUCGGGUGGGGUGCUGGCCCUUCCAAGAGGUGGCUACCGGAUAUGGCAGAGGGGCAUCUCGACCCUCGGGAAGUUGGCCUCGAGCUUGACGCCGCACGGUCAUCCGGAGCCCUGUCUCCCUUCAGAUUCCGUAAUAUGCUCAUCAACGCCUGCGCACCCAACUCGAAGAGCAGGAAGAAGAUGAUGUGGGACUUUGCGGCUCUGUGUCCAGACUGCGUCGAGCGUCACUCAAAACACGAAUUCCUGGUCAGCUGGAACAAUUCCAUGGAAAUUUGUGAACAGCCGGACCUGUUGAAUCUCCAUGAAAUGUUCCUGACAAGUUCGGAUAUUGAUCCGAUUCAGGAUCUGGGCCCUCUAUUCAGCUUCUCCAAAACAGACGCCUUCGGCGAUAUACUUAUUCCUCUCCCCGGGCCGACUCUCGGAGGGGGUGAACCGGACAUAAAAUGGGAGUUCAAGAGACGCUACGAUUCUCUCUUCUGGAGAGGCAACAUUGGGCACCAAGACGGUAACGGGCAAGUGCUACGUGCCAGCCCAAAGUAUCGGCUGCUGCACCUUUUACUGGACCCGGGCUCUCACGAAGAGGUCGUCGUAGUACGGGCGGGCCGUGGCCGGGACGUCAAUGAGUUUGGGUACGAAGCGAUGCCAGCAUCAGAGGCAAACAGCCUGCUGUCAUUUGAUGUGGGCAUGAAUGGUCUAUCGGAGUGUUCGGGUUACCAUUGCGAGAUUGUUAGGCAAGCGUUUGAAGCCAUGGACGACAACCAAGAGCCGCUCGAGUACCGCUAUGUGCUACUCGUAGAUGAGAAGACGAGCAAGCCGGAGCAGCUGAUGCGGGCGAUUCGUUCAAAGAGCAUGCCAAUGGUGUCGACCAUCUUCCGGUCGUGGUACACAGAACGCCUUCGACCGUACCUCCACCUCGUGCCCAUCGACAUGAGAUUUCACGGACUACACACGACAUAUCUCUACUUUACCGAGUCGGCCAACCAGGUCAAGUAUAACAAAGUAAGCUCAGGUCCUGGCCAAGUGGGAAGCCGGGAUGACGGCGAGUGGAUCGCACUGCAGGGCCAGAAGUGGGCGGAAAAAGCUAUCGGUGAGAAGGAUAUGGAAGCAUAUCUCUUCCGGCUUCUAUUAGAAUGGGGCCGGCUGAUUCACAACGACAGAGAUAACAUUGGAUUUCGGGCUAAGUAA